This is a messenger RNA of Anisakis simplex (herring worm), 585 nucleotides long. Lineage: Eukaryota; Metazoa; Nematoda; Chromadorea; Rhabditida; Anisakidae. The record is from the annotation of a GenBank genome assembly.
AAUGCAUCAGCGUUAGCCGCAACGAUAACAUGGUUACUUCGCGAUGGCUUAGGUAUGAUCUCAAGGAUUUUAUUCGCAUGGUCACAGAGUGCUCAGCUGGAUGCUGACUGCAAACGAUGGCGUUUAGUGGCGGAUAUGCUGAACGAUUUGGCAUUCUCGAUUGAGCUUCUGGCAGCGAUCUUUCCGAAUCUGUUCACUCUAUUGGUUUGCUUCUCGUCUCUGGCCAGAUCAAUUGUGGCCGUGGCCGGAGGUGCUACACGAACAACUGUCGUGCAACAUCAGGCUCGCGCAAAUAAUGUCGCUGACGUUUCGGCGAAAGAUGGAUCGCAAGAGACACUCGUCAACGUUACUGCUCUCGUUUGUAGUCUAAUCUUUUUGCCUUUAGUCAGUGGACAUACACUUUUGGUGUGGAUAUUCUAUACGAUAUUUACGGCCACACAUCUUUUCGCGAAUUAUCGAGCCGUGAAAUCGUUACAUUUCGAUACGAUCAAUCAAAAACUACUCAACCAACUGACAAGGUAUCGUGAACUCGUUGAAGUUAUUGUUGUGCUUUUCGUCAGAACAGUAAAUGUCCAUCGAUAUUAA